AGACUCUGGAAUUUGUGUAAAAUCCCAACAAUUAGCAACCUGAAGCUUCUAAUGCCAUGAAUUGUAAAGGGGACCAUGUGGAGAAAAAAGCUGUGCAUUUCUGGUCCAGAAUCUCUGAAGUUGGGCAGAAGGCGUUUGAAGAAGCCUUGAAGGUCUUCAAUCCGAUAUCAAAUGAUCCUCUUGACACUGAGACUCAGUUAGUGGCGUUCCUUCAAGGUCUUCGUGAAGAAGGGUGUCAGCCAACAGUCUUAAAGAGCAAAGAUGUCUAUGGCUACAGUUCCUGCACAGCUAAAUCUCCAAAUCCAUUGGACAAGGUGGCAAAAAAUCUUGCUGAAGCAGCUAAGGUUUCUAAAAUUUCAUCAAAAAAUUCAUUGAAGGUGUCCAGUUGCACAGACAAAACUAACAAUUCAAAUUCUGCACCCAAAGUACUAGCUGGACGUAUUCCAAUAACACGUUCUCCAAACUUUUUGUUGAGUUCAUUAAAACACAAAAGUACAAGCCCCACAAAGACAUUACGUCCAAACGGACAACCAGCUAUGCAGUUGUCAGUUGUGUUAGAAGCAUUGGUUCCUCUUACAGUGUCGAGACUACAGAAAAGCUCUUCACUUAGUAUUCCAAAGUCCAAUUUGCUGCUGAUUUCUAAGGCAUCUCGGAUGUUUGGACAGUCUACUGGAAAGAACUCAAAAGUUCUGUCUGCCCAUUUGCCAUUGAAAGGCUGCAGUACAAACCUAGUUAAAAAAGUGUCUAGUUCUGGCAAAAUCACUGUGAAACCAGUGAAUGGCACAAUAAUCAGGGUGGCAAAUGGAAGAGUUCUGAAGGAAACAAGUGCUUUGAAAGUGUCACGAGUAUUUAAUGGCAAGCUUUACAGUGGAAAAGCUGACAGCAAAGGCAGAGUAAUAAAAGACAUCAGUGGCAAAACAAAAAAAAUGAACUGCAAGUCCCAUGUAACCAUUGGCCAAAAAAGGAAAAGGGAGGGCAAAGAUGAGACCUCAAUAGAGAAAAAAGCAAAACAUUCUCACUUGAUAGAGGUGGAUAAGACUCGUUUGCAUAAAAAAACACUGAAACUCUUAAACAGUCAGCCCAUCAAAAUAAACAAAUGGUCCUCAGAAGAAGAGGUGAGGAGAAAAGCACAGGAAAUUCUGAAAGUCAAUCUCUCACCUGAACUUAAAAUUAGGCCACUGAAAAUCUCCCCUGUAAUCAGAAUUAAGCCACUGAAACUUGCACCUGUAGUUAGUUAAUCCUGUCUUUUCACAUCUUGGAUCUGAAUUGUUUCAGGUGUUGGACUGUGCGUUGCCAUGACAGGGUUUCAAAGCCUUCCCUACCAAGACUAGUUUUAUUUUUAAACUAAGUAACUGGAAUUCAUUCUGUGAGCAGCUUAGUGCUGUAGUUGAGAUAAAUUUAUUCUUUUUUUUUUUUUUUUCUUUGUGUGCCACAGUCCAUUAUUAUCUCAUGUUAAGGGUUUUAAAAACGCUACCUGGCCUUUCAUCUUGCUGCACUAAAUGCACAGGGUACCCAAUGCAACAAACCGUAUAUAUUUUAAGACUUAAUGCACUGUGAUCUUUUGUGAUGUGUAAACAUUAUAAACUUUUUUCCCAUUAGUUUGUGUUUAAUAGCAUUUGUGUGCGACCUAAAAUCUGACGCCAUUAUUUAAGUCGACUUUGUCAUCAGCAGAUUCACUGUUGAGUUCUAAUUAAAUGUUUUGUUUUAACCUGCUUUGGACAUUAUAGUGAGUACAAUAAAAGUAAUACAGAGA
Protopterus annectens (West African lungfish) is the source of this 1753-nucleotide messenger RNA. It is a transcript of the gene CCDC71, whose product is annotated as coiled-coil domain containing 71. NCBI's taxonomy places the organism in Eukaryota, Metazoa, Chordata, Ceratodontiformes, Protopteridae. The record is from RefSeq and is a predicted model, not a curated record.